AUGAGUGCGCUUAACCUUUGUGAACUGAAAGAACAAAAUGCGCAAGUGGAAACAGUAGAAUUAAUCAGUGAACUCCGUGAACACAUGUAUUGUGAAGACGAGUGUCCACAUGACUUAUGGGAUGAACACAAUAAAAUAUCAGUGCAACAACUGUUUUCUAUAAUUCGAGAUAAAGUUAGAAAACUGCUCGUUACUCAUCCUACUGUCUGUGUGAUCAUUGAUGAUGCAAGCCAUUUUUUAGACAUGGGAGUAUCAUUAAGGGAUGUUUUAUCUCUUCUCCAAUAUUGUCGAACUUUGUUAACCACAUUUUCUGGCGUGUCUUUGGUUGUUUUAACUCAUGUUAUUACUGAAGAUGAUUCAAAUCUUUUAGCUAAUAAUGUUGCACAUGUAGCAGAUACAAUUGUAAAUAUUUCUGUUCUGAAAACUGGGCACAGUAGUGAUGUGACAGGUGUUAUGGAGGUGAAAGACAAGCAGAAUAAUGAUGCUUCAAGUGAACAAUGGAAUGUGUCAAGUUUGUUUCACUUUAAAGUAAUGGAUCGUCAAGUAAAACUUUAUGCACCUGGUACAUCUAUGUUGAGAACAUGA
Molecule: messenger RNA, 585 nt
Organism: Gryllus bimaculatus (two-spotted cricket)
Lineage: Eukaryota; Metazoa; Arthropoda; Insecta; Orthoptera; Gryllidae
Source: the annotation of a GenBank genome assembly